UCUUUUUACUUUUCCAAAAUAAAAGCAAUAAAUAAAUAAAUAUUAAUCAUUUAAUCAUGGAAAACUCUGUAAAUGUUAAUUUAGAAACAGAUGUAGUAACUGGCGAAACACUAGCCCACUUUGUCACUUCAAUUCUAGAAUUUCUUUUAUACCAACGAAAUCAAAUUCCAUUUGUUUGCAAAACAUUUAAAUAUUUAAUUUCAAAAUGGAAGAAUAACGAUACAAAUGAAGAUGUUGUUCCAAGUAAUUUCCAGCUUGAAAGACAAAAGGAUAUGGCCAAACAAACUCUGGAUUGUAUUAAACUUAUGGGAGAGGUAAUAAGCAGAGGAUUUCAACAAAGUGAUAUAACACGAGUGAGAUUUUUAUUUGGUUCGACAGCUAUUCUACCAAAGGAAGCAUACACAAUCGUCGUUCCAUCAAUUUCUAGAACACACUCCUACGAACAUCACAAACUGCAGACACAUGUUCUUAACCAAGCUUUAAUUUCCCUCCUAACAUCCGACUGCCUUUACAACACAUUCUCCACAAAUCUCUGUCCGACAAAUGUUUUCCUUGAAUUGAAAAUGCCCGAUCAUGAUGCAAAUGGAUGGGAACAAGUCUUUUCAACGGAUUUGUGUGAAUUGCCAUCUAGUUGCAAACAUAUUGUAAUAAACUUGAUACAUGUAAUGCCUGCGGAUUAUGUUCAAACAAAUUGUUGCAAAGAUUUGAUGAUAUUUGAAGAUUUUGCAAACUUAUCUGUUGAAAAGAAGAGUUCUGAGAAAAUGGAUAGUACAACACAACAGAAUACAACACCACAAGUUGGAUGGUGGGAAGCUUCAACUAUUGUUAGAGGAUUUAAGCAAACAGCUGUUAAAGGCAACACAAUUUGGCAGUAGUUAUUAGGAAUUUCAUCU
This is a messenger RNA of Episyrphus balteatus (marmalade hoverfly), 893 nucleotides long. RefSeq lists its product as uncharacterized. The transcript has 3 exons. Gene Ontology annotation, biological process: regulation of exit from mitosis. The record is from RefSeq and is a predicted model, not a curated record. NCBI's taxonomy places the organism in Eukaryota, Metazoa, Arthropoda, Insecta, Diptera, Syrphidae. Bases 57 to 875 code for a protein of 272 amino acids. Gene Ontology annotation, cellular component: nucleus.